AUGACGGACGUUCCGAACCCCGCUAGCCAGGGUGAGGAUGUCCGCCCGGUAGAUCGUACACCGACCAGUAACCCCUCGUCGACUUUGCCGCUGCUUUACGAUCUCGACGCCCUGGCCCAGAUCCUGCAGGGAGAGUUCACCAAGGACGUUCCGCCCGCGCCCAUAGGGGAGUUCACGAAACCACGCAAAACGUCAACGCCGACGGAUGCAGGGGAGGCCGGGCCGUCGUCUGUGCCGGACGGAUCGGGCGACCAGGAUGAGGAAGAUUAUUCAUCGACGAGCGACGAGGACGAAAAAGACGACCCGCGGCCCCGACGUGGUGCAGGUCCACGCACAUUGGAAGAAAAUCUCAGGGGGGAACGUGCGUUCAUAGAGGAACUGUUGGACGAGGACGAGCUUGAGGAUCUGUUGAACACGUCGGUCCUUCGAGAAAUGUGGAAGGCGGCCGACUUCGUAGAGGAAGAUAUGGUGUACGCGUGCGUCGACGUGCUCGUGAUGGAGGCAAUGCGCCACCUGAAAACCAUAGAGGCCAAGAGCACGCUCAAGUCCUACACCUCAUGGAUAUACGACUACAAAAGGUGGGCGGCGAAGAUGCUUAAAAAAAAAGGCGACAAACUGCCGACAGCAGAACAAACGAGGCACGUCGACAAGAUAGGGCACUGGACACACAACAACAAGAGCAAGGAUUGGGACAACGAGAAGGUGGUCAAGCGGAAGCACAUAUGGCUGCACGGCCCCGGGGUCACUAUUACACGGCUGCGCGCCUACAUCAAGUUCAUGAGGCGGGAGUACAAGAUCGACGCCGAAACAAACGCGCCAGUGCAAGCCUACACGGUACACAUGAUCCUCGGCCGCAUCAAGGCCUGCCAGAUGGCGGCGAGGGUGGAGGCGACGCUCUACAAGGAGAAGGAGUUGGGCAUCAUGCGGGAAAUCUUGGUGGUCCGGUUGGAGGUGCGGGUCAUGGUCCGCACGAAAAAUCAGAGGGACAUCAACACCUCGUCGGUGAACCCGGAUAACCAGCCGGUCGUCAUGGUGGUCGCCGCGUGGAACUUGAAGACGUCGAAGGAUGCGCGUCUUCAACAGAGCUACGCGGCGCGGCACCUCGAAGCGGAGUUGUGCGCCGUCGGCGAGACCGGGCUGUGGUUACACUUCGUCCUCGACCAGAUCGGCCAGUUUCACGGCAUCGACCUCAUUCCGCAGGUCAACACCAGCACACGGGAGCUCUGGUACAAGAAGCACCUGUUCUUCGCCCGCAACGACCCCGAGCAGGGCGAACUCUUAGCUCCCAGCCACCAGCGAUGGACGAGGCAGAUGUGGAAGACGAGCGGGGUGUUCUGCAAGCGGAACGUCCAUGCCGCUCGGGCAUGCGGGGCGCAGGAGUUGGCCAUCCACGGUACGCCUCGCGCCGAGAUAGCCGAGCUGGGUCACUGGGCUCUUGACAAGAUGACUCGAGCCUACAUCACAGCCAUUCCCAUCGACGUGGUGAUGAAGAAUGUCAGAACAUUAUAG
Messenger RNA from Closterium sp. NIES-65, 1509 nucleotides. The record is from the annotation of a GenBank genome assembly. Lineage: Eukaryota; Viridiplantae; Streptophyta; Zygnematophyceae; Desmidiales; Closteriaceae.